Brienomyrus brachyistius is the source of this 1909-nucleotide messenger RNA. RefSeq names its product histone deacetylase 2. Gene Ontology annotation, molecular function: histone deacetylase activity. Bases 127 to 1596 code for a protein of 489 amino acids. The transcript is spliced from 14 exons. The record is from RefSeq and is a predicted model, not a curated record. Lineage: Eukaryota; Metazoa; Chordata; Actinopteri; Osteoglossiformes; Mormyridae.
CGGCACGCGCCGCCGCCUCGCGGUCAGACGCCUCCCACUCGCAGCUCCAUGUCUUUUCUUUCUUUGCCGAAUCAUUAGCCGGCUGCCGAUCUGCCCGUCUAGAAAAAACUAAAUAACAGAACAGCAAUGGCGUAUUCGCUCCAAGGUGGCAAUAAGAAGAAGGUUUGCUACUAUUACGACGGUGAUAUUGGAAACUAUUACUAUGGACAAGGACACCCAAUGAAACCUCACAGAAUCCGCAUGACCCAUAAUCUGCUUUUAAAUUAUGGACUGUACAGGAAAAUGGAAGUAUAUAGGCCACAUAAAGCCACGGCAGAAGAAAUGACCAAGUACCACAGCGACGACUACAUCAAGUUCCUGCGAUCCAUACGGCCAGACAACAUGUCAGAGUUCAGCAAGCAGAUGCAGAGAUUCAACGUUGGAGAGGACUGUCCUGUGUUCGACGGCUUGUUUGAGUUUUGCCAGCUGUCGGCGGGAGGGUCAGCUGCCGGAUCAGUGAAGCUGAACAGGCAGCAGACUGACAUCGCCGUCAACUGGGCCGGAGGUCUUCACCACGCCAAGAAGUCCGAGGCUUCUGGCUUCUGUUACGUCAACGACAUCGUUCUUGCCAUCCUUGAACUGCUCAAAUACCACCAAAGAGUGCUGUACAUUGAUAUUGACAUCCAUCAUGGCGAUGGGGUCGAAGAGGCCUUCUAUACCACAGACAGAGUCAUGACUGUGUCUUUCCACAAAUAUGGAGAGUAUUUUCCUGGGACUGGAGACCUCAGGGAUAUCGGCGCAGGCAAAGGCAAGUACUACGCGGUCAACUUCCCCCUUAGGGACGGGAUUGACGAUGAGUCAUACGAGCAGAUUUUCAAGCCGGUGAUGGCCAAGGUGAUGGAGAUGUACCAGCCCAGUGCAGUGGCGCUGCAGUGCGGGGCUGACUCGCUCUCCGGAGAUCGCCUGGGCUGCUUCAACCUCACCAUUCGGGGCCAUGCCAAGUGUGUAGAGUACAUGAAGUCCUUCAACCUGCCCCUGCUGAUGCUGGGGGGUGGGGGUUACACCAUCCGCAAUGUGGCCCGCUGCUGGACCUACGAGACCGCUGUGGCGCUGGACACCGACAUCCCCGACGAGCUUCCCUACAACGAUUACUUUGAGUACUUCGGACCUGAUUUCAAGCUGCACAUCAGCCCGUCCAACAUGACCAACCAGAACACGCAGGAGUACAUGGACAAGAUCAAGCAGCGCCUCUUUGAGAACCUGCGCAUGCUACCCCACGCCCCCGGCGUGCAGAUGCAGGCCAUCCCAGAGGACAUCGUCCCAGACGACACCAUGGAUGAGGACACGGAAGACCCUGAAAAGCGCAUCACCAUCCGCGCCUCCGACAAGAGGAUCGCUUGCGACGAGGAGUUCUCAGACUCCGAGGAUGAGGGAGAGGGCGGGAGGAGGAACGUGGCCAAUCAUAAGAAGGGCAUGAAGCGCGCCCGCGUCGAGGAGGACAAGAAGGACACGGAGGAGAAGAAAGUCGAGGUAAAAGAAGAGGAGAAACCAAAGGACAGCAGUUCUGAAAAGGUCGACACGAAAAGUGUUAAGGCUGAGCAGACGAGCAGUACCUGAUCAGCACCCUCAGGAUGAUGCUCCCGGAUGUCGGACUCCUCGUCACGCCACUGAUGUAUUUAUUUGCUGUGCUGUCAUAAGGUCUCACAUGUUUAUCCAUCGCAGCUAAAUUACUCAUGACUGUGUUUUAUACUGCCGAAUUUACUGAAGGAAAUCAGUAUUUCCUUCACGUUACUCAAUUUAUUGUAAUUUUCGAAAACAUUUUCUAUCCAUUUGUAUUUGAAUGUUUUUUUUUUUUUUAGAAAAUGUUUUUUUAGAAUUAAAUGCUGACUUUGAUAUUCUGAAUAUGCACAUUAAAUGUUUUAUACUGAAA